AUGGACGACGAAGACGGCGGCAUCCUCAACAUCGAAUUAUCAGACGACGAAGUCGACGUCGUCAAGAAGAAAGCCGACAGGACCGGCCAGACAGAGGAGGACUUUCAGGCCGUGAAGCGGGACUACCGUGUCAGGGUCGAGAAUGGAGAGAUACAUAAGCAUAUUACGCUUCCUCUUCAGCCAGGUACCAACAAGAUGCGCACCCAGGAACUGAUCCAUGCUGUUGAGGAGCUCUAUUUCUUCCAGCGGUACCAAGAAGGUGUUGACUUGAUUAAACGGGCUUUUGAGAAUGGUGGCGCGGACGCUCUUGAUAAUGACUCACGGCAGUUACUGGAGUCUUAUGAGAAGAGGUGUCAACAACGGAUAGCUGGAUCUACUGCAACGAAGAAGGGCUGA
Molecule: messenger RNA, 396 nt
Organism: Pochonia chlamydosporia 170
Lineage: Eukaryota; Fungi; Ascomycota; Sordariomycetes; Hypocreales; Clavicipitaceae
Exons: 2
Coding region: 1-396 (131 amino acids)
Source: RefSeq, a predicted model, not a curated record